CUUUAAGUCAUUAAUGUUGUGAUCACUGGAGCCUGUUGGUGUUUAUGUCGUCUUCGCCUUUACUGACGUGAGACGAGCGUUUUAUGCUUUUCAUCGUUAGGCUAGCUGGUGUAGCUCGGUUCAUUCGGGAAGAAGGCUGGGAAGUUAUCGCAGGCGAAUUGCCUUUCAUUUUCGCUAACAUACUUGGCCAGCUAGCUAGCUAGCUGUUUGUCACCAUCAGACAAGGUCUAUGCCCAUAAGCCAAAUGGCAGUUUUUUGAGAAGAUAGCGACGAAGUUCGUGUUUAUAAUGAGCUGUGGAGACAAAUUGAUGGAGAAAAUUCAGGACCUCAGCCAGUCAGAGCUGCAGGAUCUACUUGAUGAUGCUGGGAAGGUGGAGUCUCUGGUUCAGGAGUCUGAUGAGGUGCAGACGGCGCAGCUGGACCGGGAGAUGACCCUGGCCUCCAACCGCAGCCUGGCAGAGCAGAACCUGAACCUGAAACCGGGCCUGGAGAGCCAGAGGGACCGGCUGGUGGAGAAGUACUCCGAGCUGGAGGCAGUGAGAGAGACAUACCGACAGCACUGUGCCCAGAGAGAUGGCAUCAUGGGACAGGUGACUCCAGAGGGGCUGUUGUCGAGGUUACAGGCAGCAGGGGGCAGCACCGAGGCCGAAUCUGAGGCGCUCGCGGAGCAGUUCCUGGACGGCUCGCUGUCCCUGGACUCCUUCCUGGAGCACUUCCUGUCCCUGCGCUCGCUGGCACACCGGCGGCGGGUGCGGAUCGAGAAGCUGCAGGACAUCCUGCGCCAGAAGAGGGAGGGCGGGGCCGACGCGCCGCCGGGGGCGAUGACAUCACAGACGAGCGCCGCCCACGAAGCAGGGGCGGUGCCGCCGGCAUCGUCGCCGUGGCAGCAACAACAACAACAACACGCAGACCAGCAGCAGAAUAGCAUGGCGGAUUCCAAACCCGACCACGGCAGCUUCCCAAAUUCAUCCCAGUCUACCACAAACCACCCUUUGCCUUACACUCCGUAUCCCGUCUCCCCUCCCAACCCCCCCCCUGCCGUUUCGGCCUCUGGGCCCAGCAAUCCCCAAGCUCCAUUUCAGCCCUACCCCAGCCAGAGCUUCACCUCGGCCCCCAGCUUCCCCACUCCAGCCCCAGGCUUCCCUGCUCACGCGGGCUUCAGCCCCGGCGCCUGUCCCUAUCCCAUUCAGCCCACCUUCCCCGGCCCGGCCCGCUCCCAGUUUCGGCCGUACGGCUCGCCCAGCCCCCCCUACCCGUCCCCAUACCCCUUUCCUGGGUAUAACUACCCUCCUGGCCCUGGGGUGCCCCCUUCUCAACCCCCCUCAGGUAGGCCGCUCUACAGGCCUGGAUUUGGGUUGCCACAGUCCUAUUCAUAAACCCCCCUCACUCCACAAAAUGUCUCACACUAAUUUGACUAUCACUCCUGUAUCUCAUUAAUCCUCUUACAUUAUCCACCUUUUCUAUUCUCUUUUAUUCUCCUGGCUGCAUCAGAAUUGGUUUGGGGGGGUGGGGCGGGGCAGUGUUGCAAUCUGCAGUCUGUUCCUCUCUCAAGAUGCAUGCAUGGAUUUACAUCCCAUAAUGCAUUUUCCGAGCAUCCCAUAAUAACCACAGGCUGGGAGACCAGGAGAGAGAACAAAAAGCCAUAAUAAUAAUGCCUGGCAACCAGAAACCAACAAAAUGGCAGUAAUAUCAUGUUGCAGCGAUAGCUAGAAACUUUACUGAUGAGAAGGUUUUUUUUUUUUUCUUUUUUCCUUUUUAUCCCCUCUCCCACUGCUGGUGCAUCGACUAAUCACAGUUUUCAAGUUCACACUCACUCCGCCUUGGCCAGCGCAUCAUUUUAAUGCUUGGCAGUAAUUGGUCAAGAUUUAUUUUAUCCUUUGGGAAAACCGUAUUGCCCAAAUGGCAUUGGCAGGGAUCGCAACAGCUGCUGUCGUUCUUGUACGAGAACUUUUGCAGUUAGGGUCUCUUAUUGAACUCUGGCUCUCAAAAGUAAGAAAAUAAUUUGGUAGCUUUCUAUUCCCUGUUUUAUUUUUGCCUUUAUUCCCCAGUUUGCUGGGUUGUGACUCCUACAAACUCACACUGCUCACUGCAAUCCAGCAUCUAAUGUUUGCGUGAGCAGAACACAGUCGCAGAACACAGGCAGGGCACAGGCUGAACACAGGCACAAAACACAGGCAGGGUGCAGGCAGAACAGGGGUUGAACACAGGCACAAAACACAGGCAGGGUGCAGGCAGAACACAGGCACAAAACACAGGCAGGGCGCAGGCAGAACAGGGGCUGAACACAGGCACAAAACACAGGCAGGGCGCAGGCAGAACAGGGGCUGAACACAGUCACAAAACAGGCAGGGCGCAGGCAGAACAGGGACUGAACACAGUCACAGAACACAGGCAGGGUGCUGGCACUAUUGUACAGUGAAGGGGGGAACAGCCAGAUGCACCAUCUGAGGGUUUGGGUGUUGCUAUAGUUAUCGAAUGUGGUUAUGGUUAUGUGCUUAUGGUUAUAGUUGUGUGGUUAUGGCUUCAUGGUUUAAUAGCUCGUAGGAAAAGACUGGUGCAUCUGGUCAACGGUAACUCUAAAUACGCCUGGCUCUCUGUAACUACGCCUGGUCCUCUCUCUGAAUACGCCUGGCCCACCAACCGCAAGCCAUGCUGCACUCCACCAGGGGAAGCACCUUUUCAGUUUUUACAUGCAAGAGCUUCAUCUGAAUAGUUACAUGCCUCUCUCUCUCUCUCUCCCCCUCCCCCCUUUCCCCCUCCUCCCUUCCCUCCCUCCCUCUUCUGCUUUUGUUCAUUUCAUGAGCAUGACUAUGUUGACCUGAGUGUGUGUGUGAGCGCUUGGGUGCGUGUAUAAAUUUACUAUACAGGAGCAUUCUCUGUAAAUUGUAUAAAAAGGCAAUUAAUAAUAGAAUUGACAGAGUUAAUUGGGGGAACUCUAGGCGUGGCUCGUUUGAGGGUAUCAGAGUUGCAGUGUAGAUAUAGUGACUGGCCCAGACAACAAUGGGGGGAGGAGGGGGGGGUUGGGGGAGGGGGGGCAUAAAGGAGCGGAAAUGUUUAGGAGUGCAAUUUGGUGCAUAAAGAUCUGUUGUCGCGAUGAUGACUGUAGCCUGUUUUGAGUUGGUGUGAAUUAAAUACAGAACCUGAUUUCUGAA
Messenger RNA from Anguilla anguilla (European eel), 3152 nucleotides. It is a transcript of the gene vps37c, whose product is annotated as VPS37C subunit of ESCRT-I. NCBI's taxonomy places the organism in Eukaryota, Metazoa, Chordata, Actinopteri, Anguilliformes, Anguillidae. The record is from RefSeq and is a predicted model, not a curated record. Bases 288 to 1376 code for a protein of 362 amino acids. Gene Ontology annotation, biological process: ubiquitin-dependent protein catabolic process via the multivesicular body sorting pathway; protein targeting to vacuole; protein targeting to membrane. The transcript is spliced from 6 exons. Gene Ontology annotation, cellular component: ESCRT I complex.